Messenger RNA from Dreissena polymorpha, 138 nucleotides. Its product is annotated as calsequestrin-2-like. Lineage: Eukaryota; Metazoa; Mollusca; Bivalvia; Myida; Dreissenidae. The annotation marks the transcript as partial. The record is from RefSeq and is a predicted model, not a curated record. The transcript has 3 exons.
GACGACGACGACGACGACGACGACGACGACGACGACGACGACGACGACGCGGUACAACGACGACGACGACGAAGCGCGACGACGAAGACGACGACGACGGACUACGACGACGACGACGACGACGAAGACGAAGACGAC